CCCUCGCCAUCACACGCACAACUCCCACGGAACCGCAAAGCUCCAUCGUCCAUCAAUCCAUGGAUCACGGCACGGACGGGGCGGCGGCGCCGGCAGUGUGGCGCGGCUCGGUGCGCGCCGUGGCGUCGGGGCCUUCGCCCGACGCGGCGUGGGCGCUGCUCCGCGACUUCUUCUCGCUGGACCGGUGGGUGUCCACCGUGCGGACGUGCCGGCGCGUGGAGGGGCUGCCCGGGUGCGUGCGCUACUGCGAGGGCCCCGUGAACAUGGCCGCGGCCGCGGCGGCGCCGGCGGGGGAGGGGGAGGCCGCCGCCGUGGGGUGGUCCAAGGAGCGGCUGCUGGAGGCGGACAACGCCGGGCGGUGGUACAGCUACGAGGUGGUGGAGAGCAACAAGGGGAUCGGUAGGUACCGCGCCACCCUGCGGGUGGAGCACGACCCGGCCGGGUGCGCCGUCGCGUGGUCGUUCGAGGCCGACCCAGUAGAAGGGUGGACGCAGGAGGGGUUCUUGGGGUUCCUGGACAAGCUCGCGCGUGGCGUCGCCCGGCGGCUCGAGGAGGAGAUCAAUGUAAUCGAGGGCGAUGGCGUGUAGUUCAGAUUAAUUGGUUUUUGUGGCCGUGUGCGUUCUAAUGUUUUCAGAGAAUCAGAGAGUUUUGUGAUGGGAUUGCCAUUCUCUGUAGGUUUGGCAUGGUGACCUCUGAAUCAGCAUGGUACCAGAUUGUCUCACGGCUUCUUUUACCAUGCUAGGACAGCAGACAGCACUGUACGUUUUACCUCAGUUUACAGCAUGGCAAAAAAAAAAUUCUGAA
This is a messenger RNA of Setaria italica (foxtail millet), 804 nucleotides long. Its product is annotated as lachrymatory-factor synthase. The record is from RefSeq and is a predicted model, not a curated record. The coding region runs from base 60 to 587 and encodes 175 amino acids. The transcript has a single exon. Lineage: Eukaryota; Viridiplantae; Streptophyta; Magnoliopsida; Poales; Poaceae.